AUGGUAUAUACUUACUACUUAGUACCCUUAUACCUAACUACUCCUAAUACUAUUGGUAUGUUGACUGGUAAUAUGAAUAGUACUACUACUAACAAAGCAAUAACUAGUUAUAAUAUUAGUGCUACUGGUCAUACUAUUACAUAUGGUCCUGCUAAUGCCUGUAAUAAGACUGCUUCUGCUAGUGGUGAUGCCAGUAUUGACAAUGCUAAUGAUACUGGUCCUACUCUUAAUAUUACUGGUAUGCAGCCUAAUCCUGAUGCUGCUCUUGAUACUACUGGUGGUCCUGUUGAUUGCACUGUUAAGGUGGAGGAUAAGAAACUUACUAUUAACUAUGGUGAUGAUAAGUGUAUUGAAAUAACUCUUACUAGUGCUAAUACUAUUAAAAAAGAAGCUACUACUGUUCCUUAUGGUCAUAUAUUUACUGGAAUUGACAUUGGUGUAGCUAUCAUAAUAUCCCUUGUAGCAGCUAUAGUAUGGACAUGGGCUUAUGGUAUCUGCCAAGAUGUUGCAACUGAAUGUGAUAUUACUAAUGUGGAUAUUAGUAAGAAAAAGCUUACUAUUAAAUAUAAGGAUGCUAAUAAUGCUAAGGUUGAGAAUGCUGGUUAUCAGGAUCCUCCUAGUGGUCCUCCUUAUAAGUAUACUGCUACUGAUCCUAAAACUAAAAUCACUUAUACUUUUACACUCAUUGAUAAGAUUGAAAUGGUACUUCUCAUUGCUACCAUAUUUCCACCAGUGAUUGUGGCCAUCCUAAGGAGAACUAGCAGUUUUAAACAUCCUCAAUCACCAGCAUGUGAAUGGUCUGCAGAAGAUGGCGCUAACUUUGGUCAAGGCUCCGCUACUGAUGUUGAUCCUAUGUGUCAAAUUACUGAUGUGAAAACUAGUCAGAAUAAGCUUAAGAUAAAAUAUAAGGGUGCUCAGGAUGAGAAGGUUAAGGUUAAGGAAGCUACUUAUACGGAGAAGCAAAUUGGUUCUACUGCUAAUUAUAAGUAUACUGUUAAGGAUCAUAAAACUAAAAUCACAUACACUUUCACGCUCAAUGAACAGCUUGCUGAUGGUACUACUAAAGAAGCUGCUGUUUUGAUACCAUUCUAUCUGGUUGAUAAGAUUGAAAUGGUGCUCUUAAUAGCAACAUUUUUUCCACCAAUCAUCGUUGCCACUCUACAAAAAGUCAAACCUGAGUAUUCUCCUAAGACCAAAUUCGCAGGUGAUGGAAUGGGUGGCUGGAAAUCAUACAGUGCGUUCGGUACUCCUUAUGAUGCUUCCUUUUAUCAUGCUUUUGAUAUCCUUAUAGUAAUAAAGAUUUCUCUUGCUGCAAUAUUCAUAUACUCACUUCAUUAUAGAGAAUCACAUAUAGUGGUCCUUUUGAGGGUAAAAUUACUUAUACUACUACUAAGGAUAUCAAUAAAAUCAUCGGUUACUAUUACAACUGGUACUGUUGAUGGUGACUGUACUGAUGCUCCUCAGGAGUUUAAGACUGCUCCUACUGCUACUCUUAAUCUUGCUGAUGCCACUGCCACUAUUACUACUAAGGAUGGUAAAGCUACUCUUGAGAUUGGUAUUAAUAUUACUAAAAUUGAUGCUAAUAAGGCUGUUCUUGAUGCUCUUGCUCAUCUCGCUAGUCCUUUUAGUCCUUGUAAAGUUGAGGUUACGAAUAAUACACUUACUAUCACUAUUAAAUAUAAGAAGGAUGAUAAGUGUAAUAAAACUGUAAUAACUCUUACUGCUGAUGCUCUUAAGACUCUUGGUCUUAAGAAUAGUACUGUUUAUAAUGCUACUGUUGAGGUGGCUCCUCCUCCUAAUCAUCUUACUAUCAAAUAUAAGGAUGGCUCUGUGGAAAAGACAGCUGCUGUUGAUAUUACUGAGUAUAUUGAUAUUGAGGAUAUUUGUCCUGAGGGUAUGACUCCUAAUGGUAUGACUGCUAUUACGGAGGAAAUUGCUCAGAAAAUUAAGAAGGAUCUUAAGCAAACUGCUAAUUACAAAACUAAAUAUUAUCAUGUUAAGCAUCCUACAACUAAUAUCCGUUAUUCUUUUAAACUCCGUGAGGAUCAGGCUACUCAGCUUACUACUGGUAAACCUAUAACUGUUCCGGUUAUUGUUCAGUAUGGUCAUAUAUUCACUGAAGGAUUCUCUGGUACUGCUACGGCCUCUGGUAAUCUUGAUCCUAAUACUAUUACUGGUAUUACUAUUAAAAGUAUCACAAUAACUGACAGUACCGGUAAAAAAACUACUUAUAAUAAGGAUCCCGAGGGUGGUGCUGCUACUGAGGGUACUCCUAGUCUUGCUAUUAAGGUUGGUGGUGGUGAUACUACUGCUACUGCUUAUUUUAAGAAGGCUGAGGCUGCUGCUCCUGGUGAUCCUCCCGGUGCUCCUAAUAGUAUUAUUCUUAAAUAUAAUGAUGGUGGUGAAAAGUGUAUUACUAUUACUGGUAAUGCUAGUACUGCCACUGUUCAUUAUGGUCACGAAUUCUCAGAGAUAUUGAGAGAACUGCCAGUGAUUGUAGCACUUCUUAACAGAGGCAUAUUUGGUGAAGGUACCAAAGAGUAUUCACCCAAAACCAAAUACGUAUGGCAUGGACCCAAUGCAACAAAUAACGGUUUUGGUGGAUGGACACGAUACCUCGACACAGGAGACAACCACGAAGAACCAUCAGAACCAGGAGAAUGCAAAGACCCAAGUAAACACGUUCCUGCUCAUGCCUGGAUAUGGCACUUCUUUAAUAUCCUGGUUCCUAUUAUGAUCAUUCUAGCCUAUGGCUACUAUACUAAUACUCAAAAAACAGCAAUAACUAGUUAUCCUCCUAAUCCUAGUAUAAAAACUAUUAAAUAUGGUGAGUGCCCUAGUCCUGAUAAGGAGGCUACUACUAGUACUACUGCCACUAUUACUGAUCCUACUGAUACUGAGGGUCCUACUCUUACUAUUACUCCUACUACUAUAUACUAA
Theileria annulata is the source of this 2940-nucleotide messenger RNA. Its product is annotated as Tpr-related protein family member, putative. Lineage: Eukaryota; Apicomplexa; Aconoidasida; Piroplasmida; Theileriidae. The record is from RefSeq and is a predicted model, not a curated record. The coding region runs from base 1 to 2940 and encodes 979 amino acids. The transcript has 6 exons.